Molecule: messenger RNA, 2038 nt
Organism: Monosiga brevicollis MX1
Lineage: Eukaryota; Choanoflagellata; Craspedida; Salpingoecidae
Exons: 21
Coding region: 67-1965 (632 amino acids)
Molecular function (GO): acetyl-CoA synthetase activity; AMP binding
Source: RefSeq, a predicted model, not a curated record
CUCUACCAGCCCACGGCCACUGUCCGUGAGCAAGCUCAUAUCAAGUCCAUCGAGCAGUACCACCAGAUGUACGAGCAGAGUAUUAACGACCCGGUGCCUUUUUGGACCCCGAUUGCCAAGCAAUUUCACUGGGAAGAGCCUUGGACUACGCUGCACGCCAGCAACUUUGAUCGCAACGCCGGCCCGGUCAGCAUCAAAUGGUUUGAUGGUGCCAAGACCAACAUCUGCUAUAACUGCUUGGACCGCCACGUUCUCAAUGGACACGGCGAUCGCGUGGCCUUCUUUUGGUUUGGCAAUGAGCCUGCUGACGCCCGUACAGUGACGUACUCGCAGAUGCUCGAGCGCGUCCAGCGCUUUGCCAACGUUUUGAAAGCCCUCGGCAUCAAGAAGGGCGAUACUGUUGCCAUUUACAUGCCCAUGAUCGUAGACCUUGUGGUCGCCAUGCUCGCCUGCGCCCGCAUCGGCGCGCCUCAUUCCAUCAUCUUUGGUGGCUUCAGUGCCGAGGCACUCUCUGAGCGCAUCAUGGAUGCUCGCAGCUCCGUUCUCGUCACUGCAGAUGGCGCCUUCCGCGGCACCAAGUUUAUUGACCUCAAGAGUAUCGCGGACACAGCGAUGGAAAAAUGCAAAACUCGCGGCUUUGAGGUUACACACUGCGUCGUCAGUCUCAACUCGGGUGAUAAGGCGCCCCACUCUGUGAACAUGGUGCAGGGUCGUGAUCAAUUUUUUCACGAACUGGAAGCCACUGCUGAACUCGAGUGCCCAGCUCUCUGGGUGGAUGCCGAAGACAUCUUGUUUCUGUUGUAUACCAGCGGCUCCACGGGUCGCCCCAAGGGCGUGGUGCACACCCACGGUGGCUACAUGGUUUGGACGGCCACCACGUUUAAGUACACCUUUGACUACCAUCCCUCGGACGUGUACUUUUGCACGGCUGAUAUUGGCUGGAUCACAGGCCACUCCUACAUUGCCUAUGGCCCCUUGCUCAACUGCGCAACCAGCGUCAUGUUUGAGGGCAUCCCAACAUAUCCAGAGGCCGAUCGAUACUGGGCCAUUGUCGAGAAGUACAAGGUCAACUCGUUCUACACAGCACCCACGGCCAUUCGAUCCCUGCAGCGCUUCGGUGAAGAAAUGCCCAAACGCCAUGAUCUGAGUAGCCUUCGCGUCCUGGGCUCUGUUGGCGAGCCCAUCAACCCCGAGGCCUGGAUCUGGUACCAUGACGUCAUCGGCAACAAGCGCGCCUCAGUCGUGGACACUUACUGGCAGACGGAGACGGGAGGUCAUGUCAUCACCCCGCUCCCAGGCUGCACCCCCAUGAAGCCGGGAUCUGCGAGCCUGCCCAUGUUUGGCAUUGUGCCUGCUAUCCUCGACAAAGCCGGUGAAGAACUGUCAGGCAAGGCUGAAGGCUAUUUGGUGAUCAAGCAGUCAUGGCCUGGCCAAAUGCGCACGGUUUUUGGCAACCACGAGCGUUUUGAGCUGACUUAUUUCAGCCAAUUCAGCGGUGCUUACUGCACGGGCGAUGGUGCUCACCGCGACGAGCAUGGGUACAGCUGGAUCACUGGUCGCACGGACGACGUUAUCACGGUCUCUGGCCACCGCAUGGGCACAGCUGAGCUGGAGAGUGCCAUGACCACUCAUCCCGAUGUCGCUGAAUCCGCCAUUGUUGGCGUUCCUCAUGAGAUCAAGGGUGAGGGCAUUCAUGCCUACGUGAUCACCAAUCCUGGAGUCGAGACAGAUGUUAGCAAAGAGAAGGAGCUGAAGAUGCACAUCCGCCAGGAGAUUGGCGCCUUCGCCACACCUGACGUUAUUCACUUUACUUCGGGCUUGCCAAAGACUCGCUCGGGCAAGAUUAUGCGCCGCAUUUUGCGCAAAAUUGCACAUUAUGAAGAAGAUUCGCUCGGCGAUAUCUCGACGCUUGCCGACCCCUCUGUUGUUCAGGAACUCAUCGACAGCCGACCCAAGCUCCAGUAAUUAAAUGUGGCCUUCCGAUAGUCUGCCUUGCUUAAAAGUCACAUCUGCGUCAAAAUUGAUUUGAUAUUAAUUC